UCCUUCCAUACCUCCUCACUCCCUUUCUCUCCCUCGGCUUACAGUAUACACCUAUCUUCCACAAGCAUCAGCAGUCUCUCCUUCAGUCUCCGCGAUAUUCAGCGCUACUACGGCGCAAAACAUGGCAUUACUGCACACUGAAGAACCGGUCUCCGCCGCUGCGCACCUCUGCGUCUUUCUGUUGAUCACCUCGGCCUGGAUGGCCGUGCCGGGACCCGUGCGCUGUGACAGCGGGGUUUUAAACCGGCGCGGCGGAGAGGACCGUACGUUUGACAUGGGGGGAGGAGACGGAGGAACCUCGCCGGGCUUACCGACGGACGGUGACGAGGAAGCCGUCGGCGCCGAGAGCUCACCCCGCUUCAGGAGAGCGCUGUCCCGGGAAAAACAAAUGACCCUGCUCAGCAGCUCGUUCGUACUCAAAGGGGAUGCUACCCACAACCAGGCGAUGGUCCACUGGACAGGAGAGAACAGCAGCGUCAUCCUGAUCCUGACCAAGUACUACCACGCUGACUCCACCAAGGUGCUGGAGAGCUCACUGUGGAGGUCUACUGACUAUGGCACCACCUACAGCAAACUCAACCUGAUGCCAGGGACAACUAUAGUGGUGACCAGCUUCUACAUCUGCCCAAAGAACAAAAAAAAGGUAGUGCUGGUAGGUUCAACCAUAAAUGAAAGAGAUCAGAUGCUGUUCAUCAGCACAGACGAAGGUUCCUCCUUCCAGCGACAGUCCAUCUUCUUCAACCCGGACACGCUCAUCUUCCACCCAAAGGAAGAAGACAAGCUCCUGGCCUACUGUAAAGAUGGCAGGCUCUUUGCUUCGAUAGACCUGGGCCGCAAGUGGACUUUGCUUCAGGAGCGGGUGACCAAAGGCAAAGUCUUCUGGUCAGUAUCUGAUGUAGAUGUGGACCCUGAUUUGGUGCACAUGGAAAUGCAAGACACAAGUGGAGGUUACCUGUAUGUUACCUGUCUCAUCCAGAACUGUUCGGACAAAAUGGUGACUGCUCAGUUUCUUGGCAAAAUCGACCACAACUCACUGCUGGUGCAGGACAACUACAUAUUUGUAAAGGUCACCACAGGAAAUCCUACCAAGCACUACGUGUCCUAUCGGCGCAAUGAGUUCGUCCAGAUGAGAUUUCCCAAGUAUGCCUUGCCAAAGGAUGUUCAGAUAGUGAGUACAGAUGAGAACCAGGUCUUCCUCGCUCUCCAGGAGUGGUACCAGUCAGACACAUAUAACCUGUACCAGUCUGACCCCCAGGGCAUCUACUACUCCAUUGUCCUGGAAAAUGUUCGCAGCACCAAGCAGCCAGAGGAGAAUGUCCUCAUCGACAUUCUUGAGGUGCAUGGAAUCAAAGGAGUCUUUCUGGCCAAUCAGAAGAUCAAUGGCAAAGUGACAACUCUCAUCACCUAUAACAAAGGGCAAAACUGGGAACCGUUGGUCCCACCUACCACUGACAUGAAUGGCAAGCCGAACAGCUGCAAAGCACCGGACUGUCAACUCCACCUCCACCUACGCUGGGCAGACAACCCCUACGUGUCUGGGACAGUCCACACCAAAGACUCUGCUCCAGGUCUCAUCAUGGGUGCUGGUAACCUUGGCUCCAAGCUAGUAGAGUAUAAGGAAGAGAUGUACAUCACUUCAGACUGCGGGAAGACAUGGAGACAGGUUUUCGAGGAGGAGCAUCACAUCCUGUACCUGGACCACGGUGGGGUCAUUGUUGCCAUCAAGGACACCUCUAUUCCCCUCAAGAUACUCAAGUUUAGUAUCGAUGAAGGCCGGACGUGGACCAUUCACAACUUCACCAGCACCUCCGUGUUUGUCGAUGGACUCCUGAGUGAGCCAGGAGAUGAGACUCUGGUUAUGACUGUGUUUGGGCACAUCAGCUAUAGGUCAGACUGGGAGUUGGUCAAAGUGGACUUCAGGCAGUCUUUCCCCCAUCAGUGUACAGAGUCUGAAUACGAGCUCUGGAAGCUCACAGACCUGCAGGGAGAGAAGUGCAUUAUGGGCCAGGAGCGGAGUUUCAGGAGAAGGAAGGACACAGCAUUCUGUAUCAAAGGAAAAAGCUACACAUCAGCUCUCACCACCAAACCUUGUCAAUGCACAGAGAGAGACUUCACCUGUGACUAUGGUUUUGAACGGUCCCCAACGGAAGGCAAUCGCUGCUUUGCUGACUUCUGGCAUAAUCCAGAUUCACCGCCUGAAGACUGCCAUCUAAAACCAACCUAUACAUCCAGCACUGGCUACAGGAAGGUGAUAUCUAACAUGUGUGAAGGGGGGCUUAACAAGCAGCACAGUACCAAACAGCACAACUGCCCUCUUUUGCCCCCGAAAGGACUACAGGUCGGCAUCAAAGGUCAGAUGUUGGCCGUGGCUCCUGGUGAUGACAUCACAUUCAUUGUCCACCAGCAAGAGGGCGACACCGGCAGCACUAGGUACCAGGUGGACCUCGGCGACGGGGUUUGGGCAAUCUACCAGAACCUGACAGUGACAGAUGAUCACAUCCAGCAUCGUUACAAAAAUCCAGGCGUUUACAAGGUCACUGUGAAGGCCGAGAACAUGGCAGGGCAAGACGAGGCCACCAUGUACAUCCAGGUCACAGCCCCCCUACAGGAAGUGCACCUGGAAGUGGUACCUAUCAUUGGUAGAAACCAUGAGGUUAAUCUGACAGCCAUAGUCCUUCCAACUGAGGCCAACCUGUCUGUCUUCUACUGGUGGCUUGGAGACAACCAGCGGCCUACAUUGACUCUGCAGAGCAGCCUUUUGACUCGUUUCCCAGAGACAGGCGAGGUUUCAGUCACUGUCCAGGCUUCUAAUGGCCGAUCUAUGGUGCAGGAUACCAGGACAGUUCGAGUCUACGAUAACUUUCAGGUCAUCCCUCUGAGUUUCAGCACAAGCCUGGACAACUUCAACCCCAACAUUCCAGAGUGGAGAGAGGACAUCGGCCAGGUGGUCACCAAAAUACUCAUUAAGACCACAGGUGUCCCUCUGGAGUCCCUGGUUACAGUGGUGAAGCCAGGCCUCCCCACCACUGCUGACUUGUACGUCCUGCCACUGGACAGGAAACCAGCUAAGACGAGCAUGUUUAUAGAUAAGCGUAUUCCAGCCAUCAUACGAGCUUUCAACGGCAACAAUGUCAGCUUUGUUGUGCGCGGAGGACUACAAGUGCUGGUGAUGCUAGCAGACCCGAACGCAGGGCUAGGUCUAAUUGCUAAUGACUCAACAGAUACAGCAGCAGUAACUGGCUACCAUGGAGUUGUUGGAGGUCCAGGUUUUUGGGCUCUAGCAGUGAUUUUCUCAAUCAGCAUCAUCACCGGCUCCUUCAUACUUUACAAGUUCAAAAGGAAGCUCCCAGGUAGCCGCAACGUCUACGCUCAGAUGCACAACGAGAAGGAGCAGGAGAUGACCAGCCCUAUCAAUCACAGCGAGGACACCCAGCAUAUCAUCCAGGGUGAGGAGUUCAUCGACGAUGACCUGGACUCGCAGACUCUAGGCAGCCAUUCCGGUGUGGUCCUGAACAUCAACUCCAGAGAACUACACAGUUACUUGACCAGCUGAUGGCUGUCAUGGCAAUGCUAACGAGCUAGACUAGUCUAGCUGGCUAACGAGCAUAGGACUCCACUCGGCCUUCCUCUUUCUCUCUUCACUACUUCUCCUUUUUACCUCCACACCAUGGCCUCCUGAACCCUUCACCUCCAGCUAUAAUGUGAUUUUUAUUUAGUUUUUUGUCUUCGAGGUGGGGGCUUGUUUGUUGGGGGGUAGGGAGGUCUUGAUAGUGUCACAUUAAGGACACUUGCUUAUCUGUGUUAUGAAAGGAAAGAAAUCUGUGUGUACGUUGUCUCUCACUUGCAGGCACUCAAAAGCAGUGACUAACUACACUGGUUUCCAGUGAUUUCCACAGUCAGAGAGGGUUGAACCAUCCAUUACCAAAAGGCCAUUGCCACUGAAAUUAGGUAGUGGCCAAAGAUGGGUGCACUACAAUGAUUUUCAAGCAUUAGUGUGCGUAAAAUAGUGAAUAUGAAAGAAAAAUAUCUUUAAUCAUAUACCCUAUUUCAUUCACUCUUUGCUUCCCACAAAUAGGCAAUAAUGGUCUCCCAACUAUGAUAAAGUUAAUUUGCAUAUGACAGUGUUAGCAUGCAAACACAAGACGGCGGUGUUGCACUUUUUUUAAAUUCACACUCACAGGUUCUCUGGAAUUAUACUGUAUGUGUUCACAAAGCAUUGUUUUUUUUUUCAAAAUCCCACUGCAUUCAUGUUAUGUUGUCACUCACAAAAGUUUUUGUUUGGACUUCAUCAACAAAAAGCUUUGAAGGAGUUCAUAGUCUGUCCCAUGGUGCCUAAAACAGCAGAAAUGUAUCUGCACAGUGAUAUUUCCAGUUGUCAACAUUAUUUAUUUUUAAUUGGAGUAUGGCCCUUCCUCCUCCCCAAACAUUCUGAGUCAGUUCAAAACGGACUUAUUCCCCCGGAGUCAUACGCCAUUAUGAAGGGAAAGUGUAGUUAAUGUAUUUUACUGUAUCAGCCUAUAUUAGGCACAGCCCACAGUGGAAUAAUGUCUCCUUUAAGGUUUGGUUUGUUGUAUGUAUAUGUUUAAAUAUGAACAAACUCUACUUUGUACAUGUUCCCUUUGACAUGAGUGUGUGAGUGUUUUACACUACUACCAAAAUACACAGCUUUGUUUUGGAGCAAAUAUAUUCGCUCAGUUCCUUUUCCAUUGUAGCCAUGUAUCCAUUUCGAUAAUUAGUGUAAAGUCAUGUGCAAGAUAAUUUUCUGGUCUUCAUUGUUAACUGGAAAUAAUUUCCUUGUCUUAUACUCACACUGAGUUUAACACAUUAAAAGGAAACUUCGGGAUAUGAA
Anarrhichthys ocellatus (wolf-eel) is the source of this 4849-nucleotide messenger RNA. RefSeq names its product sortilin-related VPS10 domain containing receptor 2 (gene sorcs2). The coding region runs from base 122 to 3553 and encodes 1143 amino acids. Gene Ontology annotation, cellular component: membrane. The record is from RefSeq and is a predicted model, not a curated record. Gene Ontology annotation, molecular function: protein binding. The transcript is spliced from 28 exons. NCBI's taxonomy places the organism in Eukaryota, Metazoa, Chordata, Actinopteri, Perciformes, Anarhichadidae.